Ostertagia ostertagi is the source of this 639-nucleotide messenger RNA. The record is from the annotation of a GenBank genome assembly. NCBI's taxonomy places the organism in Eukaryota, Metazoa, Nematoda, Chromadorea, Rhabditida, Trichostrongylidae.
GCCUCGCUAUGGGUAACCAGUAUGUGAAACCACCUAGGGAGGGUAAUUCCCCAUAUACUCGGUCAGGAAUACCACCUCCUGCCCUGAAAUCCGUCUCUGACAAACCAGUCCAUAGAUUUAAUGACCCGAUGUCCUUGGAACUGCACAUGGCGGACGAACGUGUCAGAGCUGCCGGUCUUAGUCCAGCUGAGAGGGAAUGGCGAAUGAAAUGGCUAAAAGAUCAACAUCUGCACCCUGAUGAGCCUAUCGUCGUAGAUGCAGUACAUCGUCAGCUGAAUCCUCUGCGUAUAAUCUAUAGGUGGCCUUGGGACAAGCUUUAUCUUCACUUCCUCAAGCCAACGUUUGGCGUUUAUUAUGGGACUGUCAUUCGAGUCACCGUACCAAAGCUCUUCAUGGCCUUUCUUGUUCUAGAAACGGGGUAUUAUUAUUGGAAAUAUGAAGUCAAGGACUGGCAACAUCUCCGUGGUAUUGAGACAUCGCCUCUGAAGGAAAUAAUCACAAAUGAGAAAGAGAUAAAUGAGAAAUAUCCUGGAUUGAUUAAGCAAGCUCUUGUGGACCCGGCCAAGCACGGAUAUCACACUCCAACAUUCGACAAACGAACUUCUUACUUAAACGUUGGAGUCACACAGCGACCGUGGU